This is a messenger RNA of Cajanus cajan (pigeon pea), 776 nucleotides long. RefSeq names its product small ribosomal subunit protein uS13z/uS13y/uS13x. Gene Ontology annotation, biological process: translation. Gene Ontology annotation, cellular component: ribosome; small ribosomal subunit; cytosol. Gene Ontology annotation, molecular function: RNA binding; structural constituent of ribosome. The record is from RefSeq and is a predicted model, not a curated record. NCBI's taxonomy places the organism in Eukaryota, Viridiplantae, Streptophyta, Magnoliopsida, Fabales, Fabaceae.
GUUUGAGGUUUUAGCCUAGGAGCCGUGUUCAUCGACCGCGAGCCGCAUCAGUCCCCUCAAUCGUGAAUCCCUGCGUUCAACAUGGCCCUUGUGGCAAAUGAAGAUUUUCAGCACAUACUUCGUGUUUUGAACACGAACGUAGAUGGGAAGCAGAAGAUAAUGUUCGCUCUUACCUCAAUCAAAGGUAUAGGGAGGCGAUUUGCUAACAUGGUUUGCAAGAAGGCUGAUGUUGACAUGAACAAAAGAGCUGGUGAACUGAGCGCUGCUGAAUUGGAUAAUCUCAUGACUGUGGUUGCCAACCCUAGGCAGUUCAAGAUUCCGGACUGGUUUUUGAACAGAAAGAAGGACUACAAGGAUGGGAAGUAUUCUCAGGUGGUGUCAAAUGCAUUGGACAUGAAGUUGAGAGAUGAUUUGGAGAGACUCAAGAAAAUCAGGAACCAUCGAGGUUUGAGGCACUACUGGGGUCUUCGUGUACGUGGCCAGCACACCAAGACCACUGGUCGUAGGGGUAAAACUGUUGGUGUCUCUAAGAAGCGUUGAGCAGAGACAUCUCACUUCCUUUUUUACUGGUUUUUAAGAAUGAGAUAUGUGGUUAAAGCCAGCAAAAUUUUAUUUUGAGAAUGCACUUGGAUUUUGUCGCCUUUGAACGUUGAUUGUGGUUGGGUUGGGUACUUGGUUGAUCGUAUUUUUUACUUACGAAUCAGACGUCGCAUGUUGAUUUCCUUCGAACAAGAUUGAUGCAUGAUCACUACGUGAGACUUAUCUUAGAAGGAGCA